AUGUGUGUCUGUGAUUUGCAGUCAAGCUCACCAGUGGGCAGCCUGAUGGACAGCAUGUCACAGAAGUACCAUCAAAUAAACCAGGCAUUCGAGGAGCUCAGAAUAUUGACUCAGGACACAGAGAAUGACCUCAGAAAACUACAGCACAACCAGGAGUACUUCAUUAUACAGUACCAGGAGAGCCUCAGAAUACAGGCUCAGUUAUCAAGUCUGGCCACGCUGCCUCCAGCAGACCGACAGCUACGAGAGCCCAGCCUGCUUAGCAAGAGAGCCACAGUAGAGGCCUGGCUGACCCGAGAGGCCAACACCCUGCAGAAAUACAGACUGGGAUUGGCAGAGAAACACCAGAAGACACUGGCAUUGCUACGUAAACAGCAGACGGUGAUUCUUGACGAUGAGCUGAUUCAGUGGAAGAGACGUCAACAGCUGGCUGGCAAUGGCGGGCCGCCCGAGGGAGGACUGGACAUACUACAGUCAUGGUGUGAGAAGCUAGCAGAAACCAUUUGGCAGAAUCGUCAACAGAUCCGGAGGGCGGAGCAUCUGAGACAGCAGCUGCCCAUUCCCGGCCCCAUCGAAGAGCUGCUGACCGAACUCAACAGCACCAUCACGGACAUCAUCUCAGCUUUAGUCACCAGUACCUUCAUCAUCGAAAAGCAGCCUCCUCAGGUGCUGAAAACACAAACUAAAUUUGCGGCAACAGUGCGUUUGCUGGUAGGUGGCAAACUGAACGUGCACAUGAACCCACCGCAGGUCAAAGCCACCAUCAUCAGCGAACAACAGGCCAAGGCCCUGCUCAAGAACGAAAACACCAGAAAUGACAGCAGUGGUGAGAUCUUGAAUAACAACUGUGUGAUGGAGUACCACCAGACCACAGGCACUCUCAGUGCACACUUUAGAAACAUGUCUCUGAAGCGGAUCAGGCGUUCAGACCGUCGAGGGGCGGAGUCUGUUACAGAGGAGAAGUUUACCAUUUUGUUUGAAUCACAGUUCAGUGUUGGGGGAAAUGAGCUGGUAUUUCAGGUUAAGACUCUCUCUUUGCCUGUGGUGGUAAUUGUCCAUGGAAGUCAAGACAACAAUGCCACGGCUACCGUUCUGUGGGAUAAUGCAUUUGCUGAACCGGGACGGGUGCCUUUUAUUGUGCCCGACAAGGUGUUGUGGCCGCAGUUGUGUGAGGCUCUGAAUAUGAAGUACAAGGCAGAGGUGCAAUCAAAUCGAGGUCUGUCUGAGGAGAAUCUUGUCUUUCUCGCUCAGAAAGCCUUCAGCAGCUCCAGCGUCAACCCGGAGGACUACCGCAACAUGACCAUUACCUGGUCGCAGUUUAACAGGGUAAAUACGCUACUCGCGCUCAACCACUGUACUGAACUAAAUGACUGUCUUCUGUGUGUAUUUGUGUUCUUCAUAGGAGAAAGGAUGGUGUGGAACCUCAUGCCAUACACAACCAAAGACUUCUCUAUCCGCUCCUUGGCGGAUCGCAUCAGCGACCUGAAUCAUCUCCUGUUCCUCUAUCCUGACCGGCCCAAAGACGAGGUCUUCUCCAAAUACUACACCCCUCCGCUGUCUAAAGCUGUGGACGGAUACGUCAAACCACAGAUCAAACAAGUAGUGCCAGAGUUUACGACACCCAACCCCGACCCUGCAGCAAACCCCACCUACAUGGACCAUGCGGCAUCUCCAGCUGUCAAUCAACCACAUGCUUAUGGACUCUAUCCUCCCAUUGGAGACCCUAUGUUGGACGCUGAUGGCGAUUUCGAUCUGGACGACACCAUGGAUGUAGCGAGGCAUGUAGAGGAACUGCUCCGUCGACCAAUGGAGGGCCAGUGGAGCGGCCAGCAGUCAUGACCUCUUGACCUGUGACUUCUCUCCCUAAACAAUGUUUUU
Molecule: messenger RNA, 1878 nt
Organism: Sinocyclocheilus grahami
Lineage: Eukaryota; Metazoa; Chordata; Actinopteri; Cypriniformes; Cyprinidae
Product: signal transducer and activator of transcription 5B-like
Exons: 13
Coding region: 1-1839 (612 amino acids)
Biological process (GO): regulation of DNA-templated transcription; signal transduction
Molecular function (GO): DNA-binding transcription factor activity; DNA binding
Source: RefSeq, a predicted model, not a curated record